This is a messenger RNA of Zootermopsis nevadensis, 2588 nucleotides long. RefSeq names its product folylpolyglutamate synthase, mitochondrial. The record is from RefSeq and is a predicted model, not a curated record. NCBI's taxonomy places the organism in Eukaryota, Metazoa, Arthropoda, Insecta, Blattodea, Termopsidae. Gene Ontology annotation, cellular component: mitochondrion; cytosol; cytoplasm. Gene Ontology annotation, molecular function: tetrahydrofolylpolyglutamate synthase activity; ATP binding. Gene Ontology annotation, biological process: tetrahydrofolylpolyglutamate biosynthetic process.
UGGUAGCACGUUUAUUUGAAUUAUUUAAAUUCAAGGGCAUAAUGCAUGAGUAUAUGGUAAUUAAGGACAUAGGAUGUGAUGACAUCAUUUUCUUGUUUGGCGCCCAACGUUUAUGCAUAGUAGUCCAAGAUUUCGUGGACUUUUUCAUCAUCAAUGUUUUCACAUAAUCUUGCCAUGGGUUAUAAGGAAGCUGUGAAAGCUUUAAACUCCUUACAAACCAACACUGCUUUUAUAAAAGAGUUGGAAAAGAAAGACAGGCACUCACAUGAUUCAGAAAUCAAGAAAUUUGAAGAAACUAUUAAAUUCUUAGAAAGAUCUGGGGUGAGCCUAGAAAAGCUAGAUGAAUUAUCAGUUAUUCAUGUGUCUGGAACAAAAGGCAAGGGAUCAACUUGUGCCUUCUGUGAAUCUAUCUUACACCAUCAUGGUUACAAGACAGGCUUUUAUUCAUCACCACAUCUUGUUGCAGUCAGAGAAAGAAUCCGGAUAAAUGGACAGCCACUAAGCCAGUCUGACUUUGCCAAAUACUUCUGGAACAUUUAUAAUUCAUUACUAGAAUUAAGGAAAAGCAAUAAUGACAUGCCAUCAUACUUUAAAUUCCUGACUGUGAUGGCAUUCUAUGUUUUUCUGUCUGAGAAGGUAGAUGUUGCCAUUGUAGAAGUUGGAAUUGGUGGAGAGUAUGAUUGUACAAACAUACUCAGACAGGUUUCAACUGUUGGGAUAACAUCACUAGGCAUUGACCACACAAAUGUGCUUGGAAACACAAUAGAAGAAAUUGCUUGGCAGAAAGCUGGAAUCAUGAAACCUGGAAGCAUCACUUUUACAGUGGAUGAGCAGCCAAAAGCAGCAUUAAAAGUUCUCAAACAAAGAGCUUCUGAAAAGAAAAGCACUUUGCUGAUUGCCCCACCUCUGGCGUCAUAUGAUUGGAGUUCUUUCAAGUCAGAGUUCGGAAUGGUAGCAAAUGUACAGUUUGUCAAUGCAUCCUUAGCCAUUCAAUUGGCAAAUGCAUGGAUAUGCCAGCAUACAACUGGCAUCCACCAACUUGCUGGUGCAGCACUGACAACAAAGGAUGGUACAGGAUCAGAAGAAUGGUUACCUGUAUCACCGACAUUUCCAAUUUCGUCCAGUAUGGCAUUAGGUCUGAAAUUUUGUACCUGGCCAGGGCGGAACCAGAUCAUCAAUGAUGGGUUGAUUCACUUCUUCCUGGAUGGUGCUCAUACCAGUGAAAGUUUAUGGUUGUGUGCUGACUGGUUCAUUCAGAAUUCACAAGCAAUUGCCAAACAGGACAUACCAUACCGUGUGCUGGUAUUCAAUUGUACAGGAAACAGAGAUCCCAGGGCACUUCUUUUACCACUGUUGAACUGUGGCUUUCAGCUGGUCAUUUUCUGCCCCAACAGUGUCACAACCAGUGUUGACUCCAGUUCAGAUCAGGCCAAUUAUAUGACCAGUGUAACACAGCAGCUUGAGAAAUGCAGGAGUACUCAAGACGUUUGGCAUGAACUCCAAGAAGAAAAUGUAAAGAAUAGAUCCAGUGCCUUUAAUGGCCUCCAGCCACUGUAUGUUCCAAAUAAUCUUCCUAUAAAUUUUCAUGAUUCGUGCAAUUCAUUUAAGUCAAAAGCAGAAGUAAAACUCUUCCCAUGUAUGUCUGAUACUUUGGCUUACCUCAAAAAGAAAACUGAAGAUGAAGCUUGCAAAUCCCACAUAUUGGUCACAGGCUCUCUUCAUCUCGUUGGAACUGCAUCAAGUGUCUUGGAUCCAGACCUAACAUUGGCUACUCCACAGUUGUCUGGUGGGAUUGGUAUUUCACCAUUCAGUAGUACUGAUGUGAUGGGAAGUUGCACCAGUUAAAAAAAGUUGCAAGCAAUAUAAAAUCCAGAUACUAUUAAUAACCAAAGGUGAAGACCGAUUGCCAAGCAGUGUAACAAUCUUGUAAGAUUGGAAAGUAUAGAAAAAUGAGUUGAGGUAGGUGAAUCUCAAAAAAUAUCCUUGUUCCAUUACUGUGCUACAAAACAGUAAGGUGUAUUUAAAACUACGUAAUAAUGAUAGAAUUAAAUGCCACCAUGAUCCCUGUUUAGACAAUCUGGUGGCAACAGAAGCUUAUUUCUUGACACUCCUUCAGUACAUUCCAAAGUGUUAUGUAAAUUUUAAAAAUAUAUACAUCAAGAAUUUUUGUUUUAUUUCUAUUUAUCAGGGCCAGAAAUGCAUCAAAAGUUUACUUUCCAUAUAUCUGUUUUAUGAAAGUAGGCAAUGGUUAUUGAAGCCUGAAAACUAUAAUGGGUGUGUUUAUUCUUAAAAAAACAGAAUGCAGUGUGAUGGUGCUAGCAAUAAGAGUGUGGUUAAUUAAGUACCAUGCUAUGAAGACAUUGUUAUUAAUUUCAAUUGGUGGUGGUGUGUGGUCAGUUUCAGACUUCAGUUGCUUUUCCUUUAGCCCCAGGUAUCCAGUAGAUAGAAUGCUCCAGAGCUGGUCUGCAUAUUGGUGAUGAGAAAAAUCCCUGGCCCUGCUGAGAAUCAUCUUAAGUCAUCCCAUCUGUAGCCAGUCAUAUACUGACUGCUGUCCCAACUCAAAGCAUGACAAUGAAAUGUAAACAGUU